UAUUUAGCCGCUUUUUAGCGCCAUUUCUUUUUCCCUAAUAAAACCUCUUUAAGAAAGGACGUCUAUGCUCUUCCUCACAAACUGCAGUUCUUCUUCAAGCAAUACACUUCAAAAUUCACUAGGUGACAAAUGGCGGGCUUGAAGAGCAAGAAGAGCAAGAAGAACAAGAAGAGCAAGAAGAACAAGAAGGAAUUCCCGAACGAGAGAAGCUUCGCCAGAUACGGAGAUGAUGAAGAUCGUCGGCAUCGACUUGAUGAGAUUCAAACUAUGAUGGACUAUCUGGUUGAAAUGUACGGAGAUCCCGAACGACAGAAACAAGCACUUCGCGAAUGUGCGGCAACCAUAGAAGCAUAUACAGGGUAUGCUGAGGCCAUUACUGGUGAUCAGUAUAUCUUUAAUUUGCAAUCUACAUAUUCAUCUGAUGAGAAUUUGCAAUCUGCAUAUUCAUCUGAUGAGACAGUAGCAGUGGAUACCUUUGUUGACGAAUCAAUGGUGGCUUCCGAGUCCGCUGACCCUAAAACUUUUGCCAACUUAUUUGAAGAGUUUGUUGAUAAACUGAGCGAUAUGGCUGGGUUGCUUCCUGUGAGUAAAAAUGGUAAGGCAAAAGCCAAGGAAGGUGAUGAUGUUAAUGCCAAAGUGAAAGAGAGGACUACUCUACUGAUUAAGUCUGGUUCUGAUGCAAAAGGAAGUGGCACUGGAGAAAAGGUGGGUGCCUUCAGGAAUAUUGAUGAAGAGGAAUCAGACGAGGAUUUAGUUGGAAUUGCAGAGCAGUUAUUGAAGAUGAGAUAUCUGAGUCUUCACCAAAAUAACAGAUAUCUUCAACUUUAGCUUUGAAUAAGAAAUCGAAAAUGGAGGUAUAAGUGUAAGUACGUACUAAUAUUGGCCCUGACAAAAUAUAUUCUGUAAUUCUAAACAAGAAUUGCCAUCUGUGCACCUUACUGCUCUAUCAUUGAGAGUUAUGUUCAAAGUGUCCUACCAUUUUGCUUCUGAAGUGGCAAUCUUGUAACUCUUGGAAAAAGUGUCAAGAGGAUUAGUCUACUCAAGUAGUGGAAGAAGUGUUGAUGUCAUAAUUUGUGGUAGACUGGUAGCUAUUUGCAGAACUGCAGGUGCCUAAGCCUAACCAAAUCCAAGUUCAAUUUCUUUUUAUUCCUUUGCUUA
This is a messenger RNA of Ipomoea triloba (trilobed morning glory), 1158 nucleotides long. RefSeq lists its product as uncharacterized. The record is from RefSeq and is a predicted model, not a curated record. NCBI's taxonomy places the organism in Eukaryota, Viridiplantae, Streptophyta, Magnoliopsida, Solanales, Convolvulaceae. The transcript is spliced from 3 exons. Bases 130 to 828 code for a protein of 232 amino acids.